AUGCCUACAACUAUUCUCAUUGACACACAUAACACCAGUGAACAACAGCAACAACAACAACAACAACAAAUAGGUUCAAAUCGUUCAUCGUAUAUUCAUUUAUUAGCAGGAGGACUUGCUGGUACACUUGGAGCCGUACUAACAUGCCCAUUAGAAGUAAUCAAAACUCGUUAUCAAUCAUCAAAGAUUUCCGUUUCCAAAGAAUAUAAUUAUCUUAAUUUACGUUCAUCUAUGAGUAAUACCGUAAGAUAUAAUAUUUACCGUUCAAUGUCAUCACAAAAUAAACGUCCAAGUAUCAUAGCUGCGUUUCGAUAUAUUCUAAAAUAUGAAGGUAUUCCAGGACUUUUCAAAGGUAUAGUACCAAAUUUACUUGGUGUAGCACCAUCCCGGGCAAUUUAUUUCUUUGCUUAUGCUAAUACAAAAUCAUUUCUAGUCGAAGAAAUGGAACGAGAAACACCAAUGGUACAUGUUACAUCGGCAGCUACUGCAGGUAUUGCUAUGUCUACAUGUACUAAUCCGAUAUGGUUUGUUAAAACUCGACUUCAACUUGAUCAAGGAAAUCUUCGUGCUCUCGAUGUUGUUCGAAAUAUUUAUCGUCAAAGUGGUUUUCGAGGCUUCUAUAAAGGCAUAUCUGCAUCAUAUAUGGGUGUAUCGGAAACAAUAGUUCAUUUUGUUAUUUAUGAACAACUAAAAGCACAAUUACAAUUAAUGCAAGCAAAUCAAAAUCGUACAUCUGACGAGCCUGAUUUAUUUGAUUUUUUUUCAUAUUUGGGUGCUGCUGCAUGUUCAAAAUCUUGUGCAAGUACAUUAUGUUAUCCUCAUGAAGUUAUUCGAACACGUUUAAGAGAAGAAGGUACUAAAUAUCGAACACUUAUUCAAACAAUACGAACAGUUAUAUAUGAAGAAGGUAUGCCUGGUCUUUAUCGAGGUUUAUUAACACAUCUUAUUCGACAAAUUCCUAAUACAGCUAUUAUGAUGAGUACAUACGAAAUAGUGAUUGCUUUAUGUUUAACAAACACGACAGCACCAUCAACAGUUGAAGUAACAACUGUACAAACAACAAAAGUUAUACUAAAGAAAGUUGAUGCAGAAGCCAAUGCGUUAAAAGAAGCUGAAGCAUAA
Molecule: messenger RNA, 1122 nt
Organism: Rotaria sordida
Lineage: Eukaryota; Metazoa; Rotifera; Eurotatoria; Philodinida; Philodinidae
Source: the annotation of a GenBank genome assembly